This is a messenger RNA of Poecilia latipinna (sailfin molly), 1655 nucleotides long. Its product is annotated as protein disulfide-isomerase TMX3-like. Gene Ontology annotation, cellular component: endoplasmic reticulum; cell surface. The record is from RefSeq and is a predicted model, not a curated record. Lineage: Eukaryota; Metazoa; Chordata; Actinopteri; Cyprinodontiformes; Poeciliidae. Bases 878 to 1558 code for a protein of 226 amino acids. The transcript has 8 exons.
UGCCGCCUCUGCUCUCUGAUUGGCUGCCUGCAGUCAUCUGGAGACAAUUAAAGCACAUCAGAACCAGAACCAAAACCAGAACCAGGACCUGGCUGGUCCAGCCUCCAUAAUCUACAGGAUGCAUGACGUCACAGCAGGGGUCAGACUCCAGAAGACUCCAUGGCAGAUCCUAAAGGUGCCCAGCAGCGCCCUCUGCUGGCUGCUCUGGCCCUUCCGUCCUGCAGAGCGCUGUGGUUCCUGCCGGUGACCUCUGACCCUCCCGCUCAUAAAGGCUGCAGCUGCUGCAGUUUAUCGUUGUGAUGUUCGUGAAACGUUGUUUUAUUAACCAGAGAAAUUCUGUUUUCAUCCUUUAAGGAGCGAUUUCAUUGAGAAUUAUUGACAUACACAUUCUAUAAAAGGAAAUCGCUGCAGCUGAAAUUAAGCAUGUUUGGUUUUUAUUCAUAUUAUUAUUUGGUAUUUACUUUUACAAAAUUUUUAUUAAUUUUUGUUUUGUUUUAUGAUUUGUGUAGCUGUUCGGUCAGCUGAGCAGUAAAUGAACUUUGACUUUAUUUCCAAAUGUGAAUAAACCUGCUGCUUCCCGCCAGGGUGGAUUUAUGACAGAGUGAUCAUCUCUCCGGGCGAAGAUCUCUGGUGGACCCUGUUACCAUGGUUACGCUCUGCCGUGUUUCUUUCACGCAUUGAUUAGCUACCCAACCUGCCCAGCCGAGUCAUUUCCUUUUUCCUGUUACGGUUCUGGUUCCGGACCCCGGUGAACAGAACCAGGCCGAUCUCAGUCUGACCCGUUCCAGGAUCCUGUUGGACCCGUUGGACCCCCGGUUCGGUGCCGGACCUGCAGCUCCGUGUUCCGGUUCGGCUUGGAUAUGGGUCUGCUGUUACCAUGGACACGACAGGUGGACUUACCUGCUGCGAUCCGGUCCUGGAGCGUCCCGGUUCUGAUCAGGUUGCAGAGGAACGAGUUCGAUCAGCUGGUCUGCUGCUCCUGGUACCGGUUCUGUUGGGAUCAGCCUUCGUGGAGGAGCUGGACGACACCUUCAUGGAAACUACAGAUCCAGAGGAGAUCUGGCUCAUCCAGUUUUACGCCCCCUGGUGUUCCUUCUGCAAACAGCUGGAUCCUGUAUGGCACCAGAUCGGAUCCGAACUUCGGAGUCUCGGCUCUCCGGUUCGCGUUGGAAAAUCUGACGCUACAGUCAACACUGGUUUGGCCAAAGAGUUCAAGAUCCGAAAUUAUCCCGCCAUCCUCAUGCUGAAGAACAAUGUCAAGUUUAACUACCCCGGGUCCAGAACCAAGGAGUCAAUCAUGGACUUCGUUGACCGGGUCUCAGGGCCGCUGGUUCGUUCUCUAAGCAGCACACGCCUCUUCCAACACGCCAUCAGCCACCAUGACGUCCUGGUCGUUUAUGUGGGAGCAACAUCAGAGCUCAAGGGAAAUCUGACGGCUGCAGCAGAGGAACUAAUCGUCCACACCUACUUCUUCUCUGCCAGCAGAGAGAUCCUGCCACAGGUAGGACGCUUCGGCCCGGUUCCACUGAGCGGAUCGGGUUCAUUCAAUGUUUCAUGAACCGCCGUGUAGAGGAAACGGUUUCCAGCAGAAGCUGGCAGUGAAACCCAACCACCUAACGAGACGUUGUACUGGAGCAACUACAGCCAUCCUGCAC